AUGAUUAAGGCAGCCUGUGCCUUCCUCCUCCUCUUCCUCCUCGCUGCGCUGUGCUGCCGGAGCCCAGCCCAGAGAGCCCCGGCCAUGCCGGACAAGUGCUGCUUCAACUUCCAGACGCGCAGGAUCAAGAAGGACAACAUCGCCUACUGCUACGCCACCAGCCCCGAGUGCCCGCACCGGGCCGUGAUAUUCCGGCUCAAGAACGACAAGGAGAUCUGCGCCCAGGCCGGCAGGGCCUGGGUGAGGAAGUACCAGGAGACCUUCAAAGUCAGCUCCUUCUCCCUGCCCAGCUAG
Messenger RNA from Tinamus guttatus (white-throated tinamou), 294 nucleotides. RefSeq names its product C-C motif chemokine 3. Gene Ontology annotation, biological process: positive regulation of GTPase activity; eosinophil chemotaxis; chemokine-mediated signaling pathway. Gene Ontology annotation, cellular component: extracellular region. NCBI's taxonomy places the organism in Eukaryota, Metazoa, Chordata, Aves, Tinamiformes, Tinamidae. Gene Ontology annotation, molecular function: chemokine activity; CCR chemokine receptor binding. The record is from RefSeq and is a predicted model, not a curated record.